Messenger RNA from Ictidomys tridecemlineatus (thirteen-lined ground squirrel), 1388 nucleotides. RefSeq names its product G protein-coupled receptor 26 (gene Gpr26). Gene Ontology annotation, cellular component: membrane. Gene Ontology annotation, biological process: adenylate cyclase-activating G protein-coupled receptor signaling pathway. Gene Ontology annotation, molecular function: G protein-coupled receptor activity. NCBI's taxonomy places the organism in Eukaryota, Metazoa, Chordata, Mammalia, Rodentia, Sciuridae. The record is from RefSeq and is a predicted model, not a curated record.
GUGCCGCCUGGCCGCCUUCCUCGACACCUUCCUGGCCUCCAACUCCAUGCUCAGCAUGGCCGCGCUCAGCAUCGACCGCUGGGUGGCCGUGGUCUUCCCGCUGAGCUACCGCGCUAAGAUGCGCCUCCGCGACGCUGCGCUCAUGGUGGCCUACACGUGGCUGCACGCGCUCACCUUCCCUGCGGCCGCGCUCGCCCUGUCCUGGCUGGGCUUCCACCAGCUGUACGCGUCCUGCACGCUGUGCAGCCGGCGGCCAGAGGAGCGCCUGCGCUUCGCGGUCUUCACCGGCGCCUUCCACGCGCUCAGCUUCCUGCUGUCCUUCGUUGUGCUCUGCUUCACGUACCUCAAGGUGCUCAAGGUGGCCCGCUUCCACUGCAAGCGCAUCGACGUGAUCACCAUGCAGACGCUCGUGCUGCUGGUGGACAUCCAUCCCAGUGUGAGGGAGCGCUGUCUGGAGGAACAGAAGCGGAGGAGGCAGCGGGCCACCAAGAAGAUCAGCACCUUCAUAGGGACCUUCCUCGUGUGCUUCGGCCCCUACGUGAUCACCAGGCUGGUGGAGAUCUUCUCCGCGGCGCCCAUUGGCCCCCACUGGGGGGUGCUGUCCAAGUGCUUGGCCUACGGCAAGGCCGCCUCGGACCCCUUCGUGUACUGCCUGCUGAGACACCAGUACCGCAGAAGCUGCCGGGAGAUUCUCAACAGGGUCCUCCACAGACGCUCCAUCCGCUCCUCGGGGCUCACAGGUGACUCUCACAGCCAGAACAUCCUGCCGGUGUCUGAGUGAGGACCACUCUCCCGCCGGAGGGUUUAGAGGGAGGUGGCCCGGAGAAGAGGGAGGCAGCUGGGCUCCCGGGCAGACACCCUGCCACCGCCCCCUGGCCGGCCCAGGGCUGUGUUUCCCAGGCCUAGGGCCCCUGAGGGCGGAGGCUGGAUUGUCCUGUGUAUCACCAAAGGAUGCCACGGGCUGUGCUCAGGCCCUUCCUCCUGAGAGGUCCCCAGUGGACGACAGUGCGGUCACUGUCGAAGAUGCAGAGUGCUGGUGGCAGUGGAGAGCCAUGCGUCCACCUGCUUGCUGACCACUGGAUGUGGGGCUCCUCGCAGAGGAAGAGGGACGGUCUCCAUGGGACAUUUCAGGCCUGCCCAAAUUGAGGCUGCAGUAACCUGUGGCCCAGACCUGGUGACUCCUUUCCACUUGGUAGUGGUGGCUGCUUUAACCCAAAUAUUAUCCAGCUGGGACCCUUAGCGGGGACCCUGGGACUGUACACCCAUGGGGAAAGAGUUGGACAGUUGGUGGCUACUGACAGCUGCCCACCCAUUGUCUUAGGAACAGUAUAUUGGAUUCAACUUUUAUCCCCCACACCCAAUAAAAAGAACUAAUGUUUGUGUGUGUA